AUGCAAUCAAGGGCAAGACGUCGAUACGGUGCUGACGAUACGGGUGAUUCAUUCGCUGUAAUAACGAUCGGUUCUGACGGACCUACCAACCACAAUCAGCGCGUCGAAGACAUCCAGGAAAAACCGAAGUAUCCACAGCCAGCCUCAGCCACCAGCUGGUUACCAUCGAUAUCGUCACGAAUCUUUGCAUCCGUAGCACCUGCACCACCGAACCCGGAACCUCGCAACGCUUGGCACGAGGUGCCUCCAAAGAAAGGUGCAGGCUUUUGGACGGGUGACAGAUCAAACGAAGUCACCAAGAACGACGACGACGACGACGGAGACGAUUCGGAGGCUAAGGACAGCUUAAUACCGGAGUUCACAAUGACGGCACGGGACCGUUCCGGGGAGUUUGCGAGUGCGAUCCGCUCGCUGCAGGGUCGCAACAUACAGCGAGCAGUGAAUUUGAAGGAUCCCCGAAAGGCGAAACAUAUGCAGAGCUACUCGGAGUUUAUGAUGAUUGCCAAACACAUUGGCAAAAACAUUGCCAGCACGUACACCAAGCUGGAAAAAUUAACGCUCCUGGCGAAGAAAAAAACCCUGUUCGACGAUCGACCGGCCGAAAUUCAGGAGCUGACGUACAUAAUCAAGGGCGAUUUGAACUCGUUAAAUCAGCAAAUUGCCCGGCUGCAGGAAGUCUCGAAAUCGCAACGUCGAUCCACGAACGGUAAACAUUUGCUCUCACAUUCCUCCAACAUGGUUGUCGCGCUGCAGGCAAAGCUGGCGAACAUGAGUUCCGACUUCAAGCAGGUGCUGGAAGUGCGGACGGAAAACUUGAAGCAACAGAAAACGCGCCGCGAUCAGUUCAGUCAAGGUCCAAUGGCGGGUGGAUUGCCUCCAUCGACGAUGCGGGGCUCAACGCAAGGCAGUUUGCUGCUGCAGGAACAGCAGGAUCAGGUCUGUAUCGAUAUGGGGGGCGCAUCGGCGACCGGUGGUGGUUCCAGUUCCGACCGGACACCACUGCUACAGCAGCAGCAACAGCUCGUACUGUACGACGAAUCCGAUAGCUACGUCCAGGAACGGGCCGAAACGAUGCAAAACAUCGAAAGCACGAUCGUGGAGCUGGGUGGCAUCUUCCAGCAGCUGGCCCACAUGGUAAAGGAGCAGGAAGAGAUGGUGGAACGCAUCGAUAGCAAUCUGCAGGACGUCGAGCUAAACGUGGAGGCGGCCCACGGGGAAAUUCUCAAGUACUUCCAAUCCGUCACCAAGAACCGCUGGCUAAUGAUCAAGAUCUUUGGCGUGCUGAUAAUGUUUUUCAUCUUUUUCGUCAUCUUCCUGGCGUAG
Anopheles marshallii is the source of this 1323-nucleotide messenger RNA. RefSeq names its product syntaxin-5 (gene Syx5). The record is from RefSeq and is a predicted model, not a curated record. Gene Ontology annotation, cellular component: SNARE complex; Golgi membrane; endomembrane system. Gene Ontology annotation, biological process: vesicle fusion; endoplasmic reticulum to Golgi vesicle-mediated transport; intracellular protein transport. The transcript has 3 exons. Gene Ontology annotation, molecular function: SNARE binding; SNAP receptor activity. Bases 1 to 1323 code for a protein of 440 amino acids. Lineage: Eukaryota; Metazoa; Arthropoda; Insecta; Diptera; Culicidae.